Molecule: messenger RNA, 2685 nt
Organism: Petromyzon marinus (sea lamprey)
Lineage: Eukaryota; Metazoa; Chordata; Hyperoartia; Petromyzontiformes; Petromyzontidae
Source: RefSeq, a predicted model, not a curated record
CCACCACCCCAGGUAGAGAUGUCACACCUCACCGUGGAUGGGGCUUGGACGAGGAGUGAAGGCAUCACGUUGGUGGACACGGGCCACAUGUACCACGUGGUGACGCCUGGUGGCCUCCUGCUCCAGUGGGCCCAUAGCAGUGGAGUGGCUACGCUCCAGUUCACAGAGCCCAGUGCAAGGCAUCAGAGCGUGGGGGUGUGUGGAUGCUGCAACGGGGACCCCAGCGAUGAUUUCACGUUGCCCGAUGGCUCGGUGUUGGGUGUCGGCGAGGACCCCCAGCGCUUCCUGCAGAGCUGGGGGCUGCGAGCCGGCGAGGAGGAGGUGGGCGAGGAGGAGGUGGACGUGGAGGAGGUGGACGAGGUGGACGACGAGGAGGUGGACGAGGAGUUGCUGGUGGAGCGGCGUCGGAACGAGAGCUGUGCAGGAGGAGGCUGUGCUCCAUGCUACGUGCUGCUGAACGGCGCUCCGUGGACAGAGUGUCACCAGAAGGUCCCUCCGGCGUUGUUUUGCGAGCUGUGGGCCCGCGACUGGCGCUACCGUGAGCGGCCGUGCCAGGCGCUGUCCACCUACGCCGCGGCAUGCACAGCCCAGGGGCUGUGCCUGGACUGGAGGAGCAAUCACUCAUGUCCGUUCGAUUGCCCCGAGGGCCUCGUCCACUCCCCCUGCGUCACCGCCUGCACCGCCCCCUCGUGCGUGUUGGGGGGGGCCCCCGUGGUGUUGGGGGGGGGCCCCCGUGGUGUUGGGGGGGGGGCCCUGCGGCGUGCUGGGUGAGGGCUGUGAGUGUGCCAAGGGGACUCGGCUGCUGCGUCCAGACGGACACCCACUCUGUGUGCAGCACAGCACGUGCGAGUGCGUGGACUCUGAGGGAGCCCCCCGCGCCCUGGGCGAGGAGUGGGGGGCCCCCCACUCCCCCUGCUGCCGAUUCGUCUGCAGGGAGGGGGGCCACGUGGUGCCCGCUCCUGGGCCCCCCACGUGCCGCCCCCCCACGUGCCCCCCCCCCCGCCACGUGCCCCCCCCCCACCAGCCCAGAGGCCCCCCCCCACCACCACCCCCCCCCCAGGGCGUGCCCCCCAGGACAGUCGCCCGUGUGGGAAGGUCCAGCACAGAUCUGCCGCUGUAACUUGUCGCGAUGCAGCGAUGUCACCCCCAAGUGUGGACCAGGAGAGAGAUUAGUCCCAGACAACAACAACAACAUCAACAACAACAACAUCAACAACAACAACAUCAACAACAACAUCAAUAUCACCAGUGGAACCUGCUGUCCCAAGUAUCGCUGUGCCCCUGCUGCUGAUGCUCAGCUUUGCCAUCACAGCGCCACCAUCACCCUCGCCCCAGGUCACACGCUCAUCAUGCCGCUCCUCCUGCCAUCACCAACAUCACCAACAUCACCAACAACAUCACCAACAACAUCACCAACAUCACCAACAUCAACAACAUCACCAACAUCACCAACAUCAACAACAUCACCAACAUCACCAACAACAUCACCAACAUCACCAACAUCACCAACAACAUCACCAACAUCACCAACAUCACCAACAUCACCAACAUCGCCUAUCCGCGUGGGAUGCACGCUGGCACGGUGCGACCUGGAGGGGGGGCGGCCCAUCAUCACCGAGAGGCGGAUAAACUGCAGCACUCAGUGUCUGGAGCACCAGGUGUACGAGUCACCCUCUGACUCGUCCGUGUGCUGUGGCCGAUGCCGGAAUGUAUCCUGUGUCCACCCCGAGUCCACCUCCUCCACCACCACCGCCGCCGCUACGCUCCAUGCAGUGGGCUCUGUGUGGGUGUCUGGCUGCAGCGUCUUUUCGUGUGUGGAUGUCCCCGUGGGUGCCAGCGUGCUGCAAACGCAGCUCAGCUGUCCUCCCUUCAGUGAGCAAGACUGUGCCAAGGUGGGUGGCACGGUCCAGACCUUCAUGGAUGGCUGCUGCAAGAUCUGCAAGGAGGAGGCUCGCAGCUGCCAGAAGGUGACGGUGAAGAUGACGAUUCGCAAGAAUGACUGCUGGAGUGCCUUGCCAGAGAGCGUGGUAUCGUGCGAUGGACGAUGCCCUUCGGCGAGCAUCUACAACUACAACGUCAACGCUUACGCUCGCUUCUGCAAGUGCUGCCGCGAGACUGGCCUCAGGCGGCGCCCUGUGGCGCUCUACUGCUCGGGCAACGCCACCUGGGUCUCCUACUCGGUCAACGAGCCUACUGACUGCACGUGCCUCUGGUCGUGACCUUGAGUCGACCUUGACCUUGACCUUGACCCCCCACCCCCCGGGUCUCCUACUCGGUCAACGAGCCUGCCGACUGCACGUGCCUCUGGUCGUGACCUUGAGUCGACCUUGACCUUGACCCCGGGGUCUCCUACUCGGUCAACGAGCCCACCGACCACACGCGCCCCUGGUCCUGACCUUGAGUCGACCUUGACCUUGGCCUUCGCCCCCGGGUCUCCUACCCAGUCAAGGAACCCACCGACUCCAUGUGCCUCUGGUCCUGACCUUGACCCUCAGUGACCCUGACCAUAAACUCGGGAGGCUUGAGACUCGUGAGUCUAGAUUCAGUCGCUAUCACUGACUCGCAAUCAUGUUGUAGUUUAUUCGCUAAACCUCGUCUGUCUUUUACACAGUUAGACGCCUUUUAUAUAUAUUUGAUAUUACGCAAAAACACACACACAUCUAUCUAUGUCAAUGUCGUGUGUGU